This is a messenger RNA of Penicillium bovifimosum, 1026 nucleotides long. Its product is annotated as putative nucleoside-diphosphate-sugar epimerase. Bases 1 to 1026 code for a protein of 341 amino acids. NCBI's taxonomy places the organism in Eukaryota, Fungi, Ascomycota, Eurotiomycetes, Eurotiales, Aspergillaceae. The transcript is spliced from 3 exons. The record is from RefSeq and is a predicted model, not a curated record.
AUGACUCCUAGGGUCCUUCUCACUGGCGCAACUGGAUACAUCGGUGGCGACGGCCUGUUUGCCAUUGCCAGCGCUCAUCCCGACUGGCAGCUCACGGCCCUGGUUCGCAGCGAGGACAAGGCUGCUCAGGUGAAAAGCAAAUAUCCGCAGCUUCGGACUGUGAUUGGUGAUCUAGACUCCUCUGACCUGAUCGAAGAGGAAGUCAAGAACGCAGACAUUGUCUACAACUACGCCGAUUGUGACCAUGUUGCCGCAGCUCAAGCCAUUGCCAAGGGAGCUCAGCAUCACACCCCCGAGCGCCCAUUGUGGCUAAUCCACACCUCCGGCACAGGUAUUCUGACCGUCGAGGACCAGCGCGCUGGCAGCUACGGCAUCGAGCGCCCUAAGCAAUACAAUGACUGGGAAGGCGUCAGCGAGCUCGUUAACCUUCCUUCAGAUGCCCUCCAUCGCAACGUUGAUGAGAUUAUCCUCGGUGCUGGGCAUAAGAACCCGGCCAGUGUCAAGGUUGCAGUCGUCUGCCCGCCUACUAUCUACGGUCCUGGCCGCGGCCCUGGUAACACCAAGAGUAUCCAAGCCUACUGGCUUAGUGCUGCGGUGUUAAAGCGCAAGCGAGGCUUCUUGGUAGGAAAGGGUGAGAAUGUCUGGCAUCAGGUCCAUGUCCACGACUUGAGCAAUGUCUUCCUGGCUCUGGGCGAGGCAGCCUCUGUCGGAGGUGGCAAGGCUACUUGGAAUGACGAGGGUUACUAUCUCGCUGAAAACGGGUCUUUCGUUUGGGGUGAUAUCCAGCGUGCCGUUGCACAGGCUGCUUAUGAUAAGAAGCUUAUUGCUUCCCCUGAUGUUGAGUCUAUUGAGGGUGCCGAGGUCACUAAGCUCCACUCUGCUGGAGUCUAUGCCUGGGGAUCUAAUUCCCGUGGUAUCUCAAUCCGGGCUCGCAAGCUCUUUGGUUGGGCGCCCCAAAAGCCUAAGCUGAUUGACCUCAUCCCUGAGAUUGUCGAGGUUGAGGCUAAGGCACAAGGACUGCUGUAA